Molecule: messenger RNA, 899 nt
Organism: Drosophila elegans
Lineage: Eukaryota; Metazoa; Arthropoda; Insecta; Diptera; Drosophilidae
Exons: 1
Coding region: 171-806 (211 amino acids)
Source: RefSeq, a predicted model, not a curated record
ACCACUAAUUCUGUGCUUUCCCUGUGAACUUUUUGUUGUGAAAUAAUCUACAGCUAUUUCGAUAGGCCACCAAACAAUCCAUCCAUUUAAGCGUUUGCUUGCGGUCAUCUCAUUUCAGUAUUAAAGAAGGCAUUAACAAAUAUACAUACAUUAACAAAAAAAUUCAAAUCAUGGAAGCUGAAGCUCAAGAAAAUAGUAAUACUUCUUUGCCAGUUAGGAGUUUGAAAACUGAGUCAUCAGCAGAAUUACCAGUUCUUAAUAUAUCCGGAUGGGUAAAGCCAGAUAGGAAUACUCCCCGUAUCAGGGGUAAAAAAAAGAAAACUCCUACGAUUCCAGUGGAGCCCAAAGUCAAUCCGACUACAUUUCCAGUGAUCCUAAGCAGGAUUCUACUUAAAAGCAAUGUUCCACCUGCAGCUGAUCCGAAAAUAAAUCUAGCAGAUUUCGCGCAGUACCUUUGUUUUCUCUGCUUGGAAAAACCGGACACUCGAAAGCGAGUGUAUCACAUGUUCAUAACAACGGAAAAGGAUAUCGGAAAGGACUACGAUCAUACGAGGAGACUUUACGAGAAUCGAAAGGAGUACAAGUAUGUGAACAACAUUAGCGUUCAAACAGUCUGUGCGUGUUCACUGUACCGCCGAGUUCAGAAAAAGUUCACCGAUGUGAAGUGGAACAAGCUGGGAAAUGUUUUUGAGACUGACAUGAUCGGACAUAGAGAUGUCUGGGGCAUUUCUGACCGAGUUUAUGCGCUUCGCAUCGAGGAACAUGAAAGGCUGUUCAAUUACAUCAAGUUCAUAAACUCAUCAUGAGCUAAAUACAAACGUUUGAUUUUAAUAUUCCAUAAGUGUAAAUUGUGAUAUUGUUUUCUUUUGUAUUAAAUCGCUUCUAUGCACAUACUUGAA